Molecule: messenger RNA, 3133 nt
Organism: Zea mays
Lineage: Eukaryota; Viridiplantae; Streptophyta; Magnoliopsida; Poales; Poaceae
Exons: 4
Coding region: 530-3016 (828 amino acids)
Biological process (GO): DNA transposition
Molecular function (GO): transposase activity; zinc ion binding; DNA binding
Source: RefSeq, a predicted model, not a curated record
GAGUUAUUUGGAGCAGAGGUAUCCCGAACGGCGGGCUUCGGAAGUUUGCUAUCCUCAACCUUGCAAUUGGAAUUUUAGUAUUAUAAUAGGCUUCCGAUUGGAAAAUUGUCUUCGUGGGCACUUUUAACAGUCUCGCCGUCGGUUAACUUGUUCCGGCUCUCGUGCUAAGGAUUCCCCGUUCUUCUAAGGAUUCCCCGUUCUUCAAAACGGAUCUCGUGCUCGCUCUCUCCUUUCUUCCUCUCCCUCUCUGUCCGUCGUCCCCUAGCUCGCUCCUGCUCUGUCCUCGACGAGCUCGCGACUGCUCCGUGCUCCCGGCCCUCGACGGCGCUCAUCUCCUCGACGGCGCUCCUCUCCAAGGUAUCCUCUCGAGUGCCCAUACUUUUUAUCUUCUGUGGCGCCCCAUACUGCUCCCUGGCGGCUGGCUCUGUCCUCGCCGGCGUUACUGACUGCUCCCGGCAGUCCCCGCGGUCCCGACUGCUCCCGGCAGUCCCCUCGCUCCCGGCGCUCCCCACUGCUCCCGGCAGUCCCAAUGCAACCUCCGGCAGUCCCCUCGCCGGACCUCGCAGUCCAAGCAGCCGGCGAAUUAUCCUCGUCGUUGCCUCCAGGCGAGGUCGUUGGCAGCGACACAGGGGUGGCCCUCAAUCCGUCGCCGUUGGUCGAUGCUGCUCUGACGAUCGACGACGUUGAUAACUCUUGGUUGGAGGCACCACCAGCUUGUCCUGAAGAUCGGGGCACUGUCAAUUUUCAGUUAACAGUGUUUGACCCAGUGCAAGUAUUUGAUUUUGAGGGUAUUGGACCUGAUCUUCGAUGGGAUGAAGAAGGGCCUCAACAUGUACCCAGUGAGUUAGCUAUGUAUUCGAAACUUGGAUUUGCGGCUGAAGAUGAACGAGAAAACAAAGAGAGAGAGGAGGCUUCUAAUCAUUGUGGUGAUUCAAAUAAUCCAAAUGAGUUUGGAGUUGAUUCUUCAUCCUCCAUGCCCUGUGUUGAUUUUUUGCCAAACGAGAGUAGAGUUUUGUAUGAUUCUAACCAUCCAGUCAUGGCGGUUGGCUGCAUGUAUCCAUCUAUGGCUGAAUUCAGACUUGCUAUGAGACAGUAUGCCAUAGAAAAAGAGUUUGAGUUAGGCAUUGAGGCUAGUACCCCGAAGAAAUACAGAGGAUUUUGUCGAGGUGGUGAUUGUCCUUGGAGCAUACAUGCAAGAAUUGAGAGGGAUGGGUCACCUACCAUAAUUGUGACUGUGAUGAAUGAUCAUCACACUUGCACUUCUAGUGGCCGGAGGAGGACAAGCACACCAACCAGUGCUUGGGUUGCUGCUAAAGCUUUACCUAUCCUUGCGAAGAAACCACACACAGGUGCAAAGGAUUUACAGACUUUCCUUCAAGAUACGUACAAGUGCACCAUUUCUUAUGAUACAGUUUGGUAUGGAAAAGAGAAAGCCUUGAAGCAGUUGUUUGGGACUUGGGAAGAGAGUUUCCAACUUCUAUUCUCUUGGAAGGAGGCUGUAUUGCAGAGGUCACCUGAUAGUGUCAUUGAAAUUGAUGUACGUGUUGAGGAUGGCAGAGUUUAUUUUAGUAGGUUCUUCUGUGCACUUGGCCCUUGUAUUAGUGGUUUCUUACAUGGAUGCAGACCUUACUUGAGUGUUGAUUCGACAGCUUUGAAUGGUAGAUGGAAUGGUCACCUACCAUCUGCAACAGCCGUCGACGGCCACAACUGGAUGUUCCCUGUUGCAUAUGGAUUCUUUGAGUCCGAAACAGAGGACAACUGGCAUUGGUUCCUUCUACAGUUACGCAAGGCCAUCGGGGAUUUACCUAACCUAGCAUUGUGUUCUGAUGCUUGCAAAGGGCUAACAAAUGCAAUGAAGGAUGUUUUUCCAGAAGCUGAGAAAAGAGAGUGUUUCCGGCACCUAAUGAACAAUUAUGUCAAGCAAUAUGCUGGAUCCGAAUACAUGUACCCUGCUGCCAGGGCGUACAAGGCAGAAGUAUAUGACAUGUACAUUGCAAAUGUCAGAAGCAAUCCUGAUAUUGCUGCUUGGUUAGAUAGGUUCCAUUCCUUGUUGUGGUACCGAAGUGCAUUCAACCCUACUAUCAAAUGCGACUAUGUAACAAAUAACAUUGCUGAGGUGUUCAAUAACUGGAUAAAGGACUACAAGGACCUCCCUGUUUGUGACCUGGCUGACAAAAUUAGGAUAAUGAUCAUGCAACUAUUUUACAAGAGGAGGCGGAUAGGAAGGAGGUUGGAGGGAAAGAUUUUACCUUCUAUCAUAGCACAACUGAAUGCAAGAACUAGAGGACUUGGACACUUGGAGGUCAUAAAAGGCGAUGACUAUGUUGCAGAGGUGAGAGACAAUGGUGAUUGUUUUUCUAGAUAUGUGGUGAAGGCUCAUCUUAGAGAAUGUUCAUGUAAGGAAUGGCAACAUACAGGGAAGCCCUGCCACCAUGCAUUAUGUCUAAUUACCGCACAGCAAUAUAGAAAUGUAAUGAUGGAGGAGUUUGUCGACGAUUACUACUCAGUUGACAUGUUUAGGAAAGCUUAUGACAGAUUGGUGGAGCCAAUUGAAAGCAAAUUAUUUUGGCCGAAGGUGGAUUUUGCAAAGGAGGUUGGUGCUCCACUAGGCAAGAGAGGCGUGGGACGUCAAAGGAAAACUAGGUUCAAGAGUUGUCUAGAAGGUGGGAGUAGUAAAAAAAAGCCUGCAAACGAAAGUGAGAAAGCUAAGAAGAUUAUUCGAGGCAAAUUCAAGUGCCCUAAUUGUGGGGAGUUAGGGCAUAGGAAGACUAGCUACAAAUGCCCCCUAAAUGGAACGAAGAAAAGGAAAAGGAAACCAAGAAAGAACUCAACAAAGAAAUGGUUUCCUAAGGAGCCAGCUGAAGCUUCUUCGUCACAGCCUGAAGUAGGGGAUUCUGGUCGACACCAAAUUGUCUGCAUUGAUGUUCCACAAGAAACAGUUGGUACUACCCCACAGAAGAGAGUGAGGCGUGCUGUCAAAAAACUGACUCCAAAGAAGAAGAUGAACGCUGGCUAGAAAAUUAGGACAAUGUCAUGUCUUAAACUAGUUUCCAGGCUUGUUUGUGAUGAUGUAAUGUAUUGAAGUACUUUCUUCAGUUUUCAGAUGAUGUAAUGUAUUGAAGCACUUUCUCUA